Messenger RNA from Drosophila gunungcola (fruit fly), 2202 nucleotides. It is a transcript of the gene Gle1, whose product is annotated as mRNA export factor Gle1. Gene Ontology annotation, biological process: regulation of translational initiation; poly(A)+ mRNA export from nucleus; regulation of translational termination. The record is from RefSeq and is a predicted model, not a curated record. Gene Ontology annotation, molecular function: translation initiation factor binding; inositol hexakisphosphate binding; phospholipid binding. Lineage: Eukaryota; Metazoa; Arthropoda; Insecta; Diptera; Drosophilidae. Gene Ontology annotation, cellular component: nuclear pore cytoplasmic filaments; nuclear pore; cytoplasm.
UUCACUCCAUUCACAAUAACGACAAACUGAGGUCGGCGAUUUGCUAGUGAGAAACGGACGAGUUGGCAGCCCGGCCACAUAUUUUGGUUUAUCGCCGCAAAGAAAGUAUAUUUUAUACGCGCAUUAAAGAAUAAUGAGCAUGGACGACUUAAUGCGGGCGCUGGAUUGGAUGAAUGUAGAAACAACACUGCAACACGCGGCCUUGGCGUCCGAGGCAUGCACCGGCAGGACUUUGGGCGCGGAUCGGGAACCCUUGUGGGUGGAGGGCCGUAAAAGUAGUCCAGUGGCAAACGCAAUACCAGAGGACCUACCAGUUCCAAAGGAAGAGAUUCCCCUCGUCCCGAGGACCAAUUGGGAGCCCAGUAUUUCCUGCUUUCCCGAUGCACAGGCCAUCAACGCCAGCAUUGUGAAGCGGGAACUGGAGGAGGAGGGCAAAAGGUGUGUCCGCCAGCAGCUGAAAGUCCUGAAGGACAGACAGGACGCCAGGCGCCUCUCCCGCGAAUCCCAGCAAAAGCAGGAGGAGAGCCAGCUCCAGCAGAAGGCACUGCGGGAACGCAACGAAAUCCUGCUCAACCAGAAGGCCGACCAGAUGACCAAGGUCCAACUGGAGGCACAGCAACGCGAGCAGUUGGCCCUGCGCCAACAGACUGCAAAGCUGCACAAGCUUGCCCUGGAGGGCGUGUCCCGCUGCCAAAGGAGAUUCAACCAGAAGUACGAGGGCAUCGCUCGGAUACUGCUCUCCCUGGACAAGGAAACGGUCCAGGUGUGCUCCACCCAGAACACACAGCUUAAGGAGCUGGGCCAGAAAUUCGAACAGCUCGUGAGCACGGUAAAAAUGGGCAAGUGCGAGAUGCAGAGCCAGUUUCUGUGCUCCAUCAUCAAGGCGGAGGAGUGCUGCAAGAGUCUGGAUGCCUUGGAGUUGGACAUUAUCAAGCAGCUGGCCGAGUUCUCCGAGCAAAUCCAGCAGCAACUCAAGCAGGAGGCGGACAAGAAGCUGGAGGAGGAGCGACAGAGGCAGCUGGCGGAGGAGGAGAAGCAGCGUCAGGAGAAGGAAGCGUCGGAGGCCAAGGCAAAGCAGCAGCAGGCCGAGGCUGCCAAGGCAGAACCGGCCCAAGUUCAAGCUGCGCCGGAGCCAAAAAGCCAAGACGUACCCCCUGCCGCCGACCCUACAGCCUCUACUUGUGUCCACCCAGACCGACUUAAGUUCUACAACGACAUCAUCUCGCUGUAUCAGUCCAAAGUGGAUGCCGUGAAGCCGCUCCAGACGGAGGAGUCGCUGAAGCAGUACCGCACUGGCUGCCAGAGGGCCAUCAACCUGCCCCUCAACGCCAUCUCGGCCGUCAGUCCGCAGCAUCUGGGCCAGAACUUUGACAAGCUGUACAGCUUCUUUGCCGGGCAGCCGGUUAAGGUGAUGAAUGGCUCUACGAUUACCAUUAACGAUCACCCGCUUGCCCGCGACUAUUGCAUGCUAUUGAUGGCCAAAAAGUUUGUCAGUCAAUCGGAGACCGCCAUCUCCAGCAAUCCGCAGGCGGCGUUUCCCUUUGCCUCGGUGAUCAUUACGUUCUGGAAGCUGUUGCCCGACUUUGGCAAGAUCUUCCUGGCCUACAUGUACAAGGAGUCGCCCUUCCUGGUGCCCUAUGUAAUACCCCAACAGCAGGGACAGACCCCCGAGCAGUACUUGAAGACGAUAGGCUAUCGGCUGUCGGACAAAAACGAACUGGAGAAGCCGGACAUUUACCUGAAGCGCCAGACGGGAGUGGUGCGCCUCUACGCAGCUGUGAUCAUUACCCAAGGACGCAAGGCAGCCGGGCCGGAUGAGUGCUUUGAGCUGAACGAGGGCUGGCUCUGGCUAGCACAUAUGGUGAGAGUGAAGCCAAUCCCCGACAUCAGUGCCACCAUGAUCAUGGAGAUGCUGCAGACCCUCGGCUUUGAGCUGUGGCGCUCCUACGGCAAGCAGUUUAUGAAGCUGCUGGUUUACAUCCAGAACAUCUACAUGCCCCAGCUGGCGGCCCAUGACGAGGGCGGUCCCAAGACGCGGCUGGAAAUGCUCCUGGCCAAGUUCCUGCGCGAGCGGCAGAUUCCCCAGGCCAUCGGUGUCUUGCCGCCAGGCUUUUGGUAGUUUUACGAUUUAGUUAUGUUGUGUUUAAUUUUAAAUAUGUGUAAUUUAUAGAACAAAAAUUAAAGUUAUUAUUAAAGUUCUAA